AAUCUUCAAACCGUUAGUUCAUUUUAUUUUAAUCUGCAACUCACAUGCGCGUGAUCUUCCAUUGUUUCUGAGCUUUCUGUUCUCUUUCAUUUGAAGCUGGAUCGGUUCGUUCUCACUCUUCCUUAACUAUACCUUUAUAAAAACAUAUCAAGCAUGUAAGUUUCGCCCUUCCUAGUUCAAAUCCUGUUCAAAAACACUCAAAAAAAAAAAAAAAUCUUGAAUUUCCAUGCAAGUAGUUGAAGUUUUUGGUUUAUCUAUCUAGGUAGCUGUAGUUUGUAAUCUGGCUAUUUUCAUCCCUCCUAUUCCUUAGCCAAACUUUUAUAAAAGCCUGCACAGCAUGUAACUCAGUGUUUCCAUCUCUUCAAUUACAAAAACCAAAAAAAAAACUUAAAAAAAAAAAAAAAAGGUUUGUUUUAGUGAAGAAAAGAUGCCGGACGAAGAGACCGCAACCCCUACUGCAUCAGCACCGGCGACGCCGGGAACGCCGGGUGGACCGCUGUUCACGUCGAUGAGGGUGGACUCGUUGUCUUAUGAUCGGAAGUCAAUGCCUCGAUGCAAAUGCUUUCCUGUGACUGCCCCGACAUGGGGACAGCCUCACACAUGCUUCACCGACUUCCCAGUGCCUGACGUCUCCCUUACCCGAAAGCUGGGGGCAGAAUUUGUGGGAACCUUUAUCCUGAUAUUUGCGGCAACAGCCGGACCUAUAGUGAACCAGAAAUAUGACGGAGCCGAGUCACUGAUCGGAAACGCCGCAUGCGCAGGGCUGGCCGUGAUGAUAAUAAUUUUAUCGACCGGACACAUUUCUGGGGCUCAUCUUAACCCUUCCCUUACCAUUGCAUUCGCUGCAUGUCGUCAUUUCCCCUGGACUCAGGUUCCGGCCUACAUAGCGGCUCAGGUUUCGGCCUCCAUUUGCGCUUCCUUCGCUCUCAAGGGAGUCUUUCAUCCCUUCAUGUCUGGUGGUGUCACGGUCCCCUCCGUUAACUACGGACAGGCUUUCGCACUCGAAUUCCUCAUUACUUUUAAUCUCCUCUUUGUCGUCACCGCCGUCGCCACAGACACUCGCGCCGUGGGAGAGCUGGCAGGAAUAGCUGUUGGGGCAACAGUAAUGCUCAACAUCCUCGUCGCCGGGCCAAGUAGCGGGGGUUCAAUGAAUCCAGUGAGGACAUUGGGGCCUGCAGUGGCAGCAGGGAGCUACAAGGCAUUGUGGAUUUACUUGAUAGCGCCCACACUGGGAGCCGUGAUCGGUUCCGCCACUUACACCUUGGUGAAGCUCCGAGAGGAUGAGGUUGAAGCACCGAGCCAGGUCAGGAGUUUCCGACGCUAGCCGAUAAUAUCAUCAUUGUGAAAUGAAAUGAAUGAAUGUUUUGUUUGUUUGCUUG
Messenger RNA from Hibiscus syriacus, 1379 nucleotides. RefSeq names its product probable aquaporin NIP5-1. The coding region runs from base 428 to 1324 and encodes 298 amino acids. The record is from RefSeq and is a predicted model, not a curated record. Gene Ontology annotation, cellular component: membrane. Gene Ontology annotation, molecular function: channel activity. Gene Ontology annotation, biological process: transmembrane transport. NCBI's taxonomy places the organism in Eukaryota, Viridiplantae, Streptophyta, Magnoliopsida, Malvales, Malvaceae. The transcript has 5 exons.